Racocetra fulgida is the source of this 574-nucleotide messenger RNA. NCBI's taxonomy places the organism in Eukaryota, Fungi, Glomeromycota, Glomeromycetes, Diversisporales, Gigasporaceae. The record is from the annotation of a GenBank genome assembly.
CCAUCAGUUGUCAACAAUAAUAUUGUAGAUAAAAUUAAUUAUGAAGAUGACGAAAACCUAUUUGAAGAUGCUACAAUUGAUGAAGAAGAGGAGGUGCAAACUUAUACACCAAUUAGUAUAGAUCUUGACGAAGUUAAAAGUAAUUUGUACAAUGCAAUAAGCCACUAUUGGCCCAAUUUAACAACACCUAAUUCAUUUUUACCUUGUCUUUUGGACCCCAGGUGUAAAUCUUUAACUUUUGUCACAUUCGAUGAACAGUUUGCUACUGAAAACUUGCUCUACGAAGAAUACACAGUUAAAUCAACUUCUACUGGAAAAAAUGCUAAAAAUAGCAUUCUUUCCAGUUUCAAAAAAUAUACACCAGCUACAGUUGAGGAGCUUUCAGAUUAUUUAAAGCUCGAGGAGAUUGAUUUUGAUUGUGAUCCGUUUGUAUGGUGGCAUGAACGACGCAAUAAAUUCUCAGUUAUGAGCCAACUAGCAAAAAAAUAUUUAGCUGUUUAUACAUCUUCAACAGCUAGUGAAAGACUUUUCUCAGACGCAGGAAAUUUAAUAACUGCCAAGAGAACGCGAAUAA